Molecule: messenger RNA, 531 nt
Organism: Closterium sp. Yama58-4
Lineage: Eukaryota; Viridiplantae; Streptophyta; Zygnematophyceae; Desmidiales; Closteriaceae
Source: the annotation of a GenBank genome assembly
AUGAGCUCAGCCCAGCGGGGGCGCUCAACAUCCGCACCCAUCUCCUCACGCCAAGCGUCUGCCUCCACUCCGACCUCCGCCGCCACCACUACCACCGCUCCGACCGCCACCGCCACCACCGCCACCACCGCCACCGCCGCCACCGCCGCCGCCGCCACUACUGCCACUGCUUCCUCCGCCGCCCCCGCCUCCACCGCCGACCCCACUCCCACCAGCGCUCCCGCCACCGCUCCCUCCAGCACCGCCUCCCCCCCCACCUCCCCCACCUCCUCCCCCAGCGCCACCACCACCACCCUUGCCCCCCUUGCCCUUGCCGAACUCGGUGGGAAGGGCGGCACGCAGGCGAGCAUCACUAGUGCGAAGGUGGGUGAUAAGAUCGGCGACUGUAGCAAAGGUGGACAGAUCGGGGAACAGGUACGGCAGCAUGAGGCGGCUAAGCUCGGCUGUGGCAGGCGAGGAGUAGCGAGCAACGACAGCAUCGUACAGGGCCUUAGCGGAUUUGCAGUCGCCAAAAUGCUCGAGCUCAGCUAG